UCGAGAGGAGGGGUUUCUCAUUCGCGCCUGGAGUUCUGCAGGCUGCAUGUGGAGGACGAUAAACAAACAUUGACGUGAAUGAGUUUGUGUUAUUUUUGUGUUUUGGGAAUUAGUAAGUGUUUAUGAUGGCGGGAGUCAUCCGCAGACUCGACGAGACUGUAGUGAACCGCAUCGCAGCAGGAGAAAUCAUCCAGCGGCCUGCCAAUGCCAUUAAAGAGAUGAUGGAGAACUGUCUGGAUGCAAAGGCCACAAAUAUCCAGAUCACAGUGAAAGAGGGCGGGCUCAAGCUCAUUGUCAUACAGGACAACGGCACUGGCAUCAGGAAAGACGAUUUAGAAAUCGUUUGUGAACGUUUUACAACCAGCAAGCUUCAGACUUUUGAGGAUCUGACAUCAAUCUCAACAUAUGGAUUCAGAGGGGAGGCUCUCGCCAGCAUCAGUCAUGUAGCUCAUGUCACAAUAACCACAAAAACAGCUGAUGCAAAAUGUGCCUACAGAGGCAACUACUGUGAUGGGAAGCUGAAGUCUGCACCCAAACCCUGUGCUGGAAACCAGGGCACAUUGAUUUCUGUAGAGGAUCUGUUCUAUAACGUGUCUACUCGACGGAAAGCUUUGAAGAGCCCCGGUGAGGAAUAUUCCAGAAUCGUUGAGGUUGUGAGCAGAUACGCCAUUCACAACUCUGGGAAAAGUUUAAGCGUCAAGAAGCAAGGUGAGAUGGUUUCAGAUGUGAAGACUCUUCUAAACGCCUCUGUGCUGGACAAUAUACGUGUGGUUUUUGGAGUGGCUGUCAGCAGAGAGCUGAUUGAGGUUGAAUGUGAAGAUCAGAAACUUGCUUUUAAACUGAAGGGUUACAUCUCCAACGCCAACUACUCUGUCAAGAAGUGUGUCCUCAUCCUUUUCAUCAACCAUCGUUUGGUGGAGUCUAGUGCCUUGAAGAAAGCCAUCGAGACGGUCUACACUGCAUAUCUUCCCAAAAACACUCAUCCCUUCCUUUAUCUUAGUCUGGAGAUUGCGCCUCAGAACAUCGACGUGAACGUUCACCCCACCAAGCAUGAGGUUCACUUCCUGCACGAGGACUGCAUCAUCGAGAGCGUUCAGAAACACAUCGAGAGUAAACUCCUCGGCUCUAAUUCUUCACGCACGUACUUCACACAGACUCUGCUUCCGGGACUUUCCGCGUCCACCGGAGUGGCGAAAGCAACUGGUUCUUCGGCAGAUCCCCAGGAGCGUGUUUACGCCCAUCAGUUGGUGCGCACGGACAGCAAGGCACAGAAACUGGAUGCUUUUCUUCAGCCAUCAACCUCCACCGCUGCGGCUCAGAGUAGGUCAGAGAAAACAUCCAGCCCUCCAAAAGAUGCUGAAGAUGUGAUCGAGCUCGAUGACUCGGAAAUGCUGGAUGCUGUUGAGGUUCUGGACCCGAGCGUCACGGAUGAGCCAAAGACAGACGCUCAACAUCCACCUGAGGAUGCACCACCCAGGAAAAUACAUCAUGUUGAUGAAGGGAAGAAGGAUUUGACAGCAGCCGCUCUUCCCAGGAGACGCAUCAUCAAACUGACCAGCAUAAAGGAGCUUCGAGAAGAUAUAGAAGAAAAAACACACAAAGGUUUACAGGAGCUUCUGCAGAAUCAUUCAUUUGUUGGCUCUGUCAAUCCUCAAUGGACUCUAGUGCAGCAUCAGACCAAACUCUACCUGCUGAACGCAACCAAACUCAGUCAGGAGCUGUUUUACCAAAUUCUGAUCUACGAUUUCGGUAACUUCGGGGUCCUUCGCUUGUCGAAUCCAGCGCCGCUCUAUGAUCUGGCCAUGUUGGCUCUGGGCUCAGAGGAGAGCGGAUGGACGGAGGAAGACGGUCCAAAAGAAGGGCUGGCCCAGUAUAUCGUGGGCUUCCUGAAGCAAAAAGCAGAAAUGCUGGAGGAAUACUUUUCCCUGGAAAUAGAUGAUGAAGGGAAACUUGUUGGUCUUCCAAUGCUGCUUGAUAACUACAUUCCUGCUAUGGAGGGACUUCCAAUGUUUAUUCUGCGUUUAGCCACCGAGGUGAACUGGGACCGUGAGAAGGAGUGUUUCCGUGACUUGGCUAUAGAAUGUAGUCACUUCUACUCCAUCAGGAAACAAUACACGCUGGAGUCCGAUACAGAAGAGCCUCAGGAUGCAGAGAUGAGUUGGCAGUGGAAGGUGGAGCAUGUGCUGUUCAAAGCUGUCCGCUCUCUCUUCAGUCCUCCGAAACACUUCAGUGAAGAUGGCAGCGUUCUCCAGAUCGCCAGUCUGCCAGAUCUCUACAAAGUGUUUGAAAGAUGCUGAAGUCCAGCACCGUUCUUCUGUGUAAUAGUUCAAAUGCUGUUCUCAGAAAUAUUGUGGAGAUGAGUCCACAAUAAACAGACUGUCAUUAUCUGUAAAGAAGAGCUUUUAGAUGGUUGGCAUAAAACAGGAAAUUUGUGUAUAUUUGUAAUAUUAUUAAACUUGAAUAUUCAAUAUUUUCAUAUUAUUAAAGAGUUGUCUUAAAAAACUGUUUAUCCUUGA
Molecule: messenger RNA, 2516 nt
Organism: Triplophysa rosa
Lineage: Eukaryota; Metazoa; Chordata; Actinopteri; Cypriniformes; Nemacheilidae
Gene: mlh1
Product: mutL homolog 1, colon cancer, nonpolyposis type 2 (E. coli)
Exons: 19
Coding region: 123-2297 (724 amino acids)
Biological process (GO): mismatch repair
Cellular component (GO): MutLalpha complex
Molecular function (GO): ATP hydrolysis activity; ATP-dependent DNA damage sensor activity; mismatched DNA binding
Source: RefSeq, a predicted model, not a curated record